UUCUUCUUUUACAUGAGUUAAAAAGUUGUUUAGGUUCGAAAAAGGUUCAGAAGUCCUGAAAUUGUAAUGCAUGCUGUAAAGAAACUCGUCCAUGUGGCUCCAUAACAGUCGUCCUCUAGGGCCGUGGUAUGGUCUUAAUAAUUCCUUCAGUCUGGACCACAUAGCUUCAAUAUUGUUUGUGUGAACUGUCGUCGGGUCGACAAAAUGGCGUUUGUGCACUACAACACGAUGCACAAACCCAAGUCUCUCGAGGCAUCUGUAGGCUCUCCAAUCAUCCGUAUAGAUCGUCGUGCCAGGCUGGGCGUAUUCCUCUAUUAUUGGUAUUAUUGUCCUUGCCUGACGGUUCCUCACUUUUUGUAAAUGUCCCUUUUGAGUAGAACGAUCGUAAAAUCCAAGUACCUGUCAAGUAUAUUUACGGAAGUACUACUUACCCAAUCUUCCUUAAUAGAACGUCCUUUGUUGUAUUUUCUCUUUCUAACUAGUGUCUCGUCUAUUUCCACUAUCCUUCCAACUCCUCCAAAUGUUUCAUGUACUUGUGUCAUUUUGGUCGCGCAUAUGUCGCGGCAGUACUCAUACCACUGGACCGCUGAAGUUUCAGUAACGUCUGCAAACGCCGCAGCCAGUGUUACUGGUGUUCUUAUUACCCAGUUCGCCACUGUUAUCAUGCAGAACAACGAAGCAUUAUUUCUUCAUGGUGGUCUCCAGACUUUGCUGCAGUCGUUUGAUGACCGCAGUCACACGUACAUGAACUUCUCAAUAGUCCCUUCUGUUGUAACCUCUCAAUAAUCACAUCUGUAAAAUCCGCUGUGAAACGAUCGUAUGUCAGCAUCGGGUGUUGAACUUGCCUCCAUGACCUUGAAAUUACUUGAACGCUUCUGAUUAGUUCGUCGCUAAAUUAGAGUCUCGCCGGGUUUUUUUAUAUUCUCUAUUCAAUUGUCAGUAGUCUACGACUCAAAACUGAAGGAUGGCCCUAGUUUCGGUUUUAGUGGAAGAUUACAGGUACUCUUUAAGUAUUAGAUCCUAGGCUUAGGGUGACUUCUUGGCCUAUGGACUUGAUUUCCAAUUAUCUACAAGUUUUUAAUCCGAUCUACAUACUUUAGUUUCGGGAAGCUCAGUAGUUCUGGUUUUUACUAUAUUGAAUAAAUACCAAUGUUUGACAAAGGAAUUUGUAUUAGUUUAUUGAGUUCCAUCAAGUUCCUGGUUACAUCAGUAUUCACAACUGCUACAUGGGUCACUUUAUACCAUGUUAUGUGGAUGCAAAGACCAGCUGUGAUCAAUUGUCCUCCGGGCCUUGAGUACUUGACCCAAAUUGACCAAUUGCUGAUUAAGCAGGUGAUUGAUGCUAUCGAAACAUUCGUGCCUUAUGAAGUGCAAAAUCGCUAUACCUGCUACAACACAUUGGGACAAAGUGUAUAUCGAUGUUACGAAGAAUCUGACUUUUGUUCACGUGCAUUCUGUGGAGCAUCAAGACCUUUCGUAUUACAUAUUUUAAACAAUAAUAACUCUGAAGUUAUCCGUGCAAUUCGACCUUUUCGAUGUGAUUGUUACCCUUGUUGUUCGUGUUUAGAAUGCUGUCAAGAGGAACUUGAAGUUCAGUCUCCAGCUGGAAAUUGUAUCGGCUACGUGAAACGAGUAUUUAGUGGUUGUGAUCUUGAUUACCACAUUUUGGAUAGUAACCAGAGUACAGUUCUGCAAAUACAUGGUCCAUCAUGUUGUUUUUGUGAAUGUUUAGGAUCGGAUAUAAUAUUUAAGGUAACUUCUGCUGACGGUACUGUCGAAAUAGGUAGAAUUACGAGAAAAUGGAGCAAUAUUGUCCAAGAAUUCUUUACUGAUGCAGAUAAUUUUGGAAUUUCUUUUCCGAUGGACUUAGACGUGAAAGUGAAAGCGAUUCUCUUAGCUGCUGUUUUUCUGAUUGAUUUUAAAUAUUUUGAAAAGAAGCCAAAACAAUAAAAUUUUUCGUAGUCUUAUCCUUUCAUGUCGUUUUAUCUGUGAGUAUAUUCUGUGCUUCGUCUUUUCUUCGCCUGAGCUCAUUUAUUUGUAUUAUUUAUACAGAAAUAUGGAUAUUUUUGAUUUUUUAACGCUUUACUUAUUGUAAUUUUUAUUUUGUAGUUAUCAUUGAAUUGUAUAUGAAAGACUACACUUCCUUGUGUAUUUAUUCAUCCGAUUCGCAUUCAUAACUUGUUCUAAUUUUUACUCAGACGUUUGCCUAGACGAUUUCUUUGCACCAUUUCUUGUUAACCAUACUUUCAUGAAGUUCUCUUUUUCAGUAAACAACGAGAUCACAAGGUUGUUUGAACAUUUGACUAAUUUGUCAGGUAUUAUUUUUGUUUUUUUUCAAUAAUUCAAAUGCUUUUGAUACUGAUUGUAUUUUCUUUAUUUCUAAAGAAAGCUUUUGAUCUGUUU
Messenger RNA from Schistosoma bovis, 2403 nucleotides. The record is from the annotation of a GenBank genome assembly. NCBI's taxonomy places the organism in Eukaryota, Metazoa, Platyhelminthes, Trematoda, Strigeidida, Schistosomatidae.